GCCGGCUCGCUCGCCCCCCUUCGGGGCUGCCUGACUAAUUUCUGUCCCCACUGGCCUGGUGCGGCCUGACGGAGGCGGAGUGGCUGGCUCCGGGCCGGCCGGCGCCGGGGGUGAGGCUGCCGGGAAGGGGCUGGGGGCGCCCGAGGGGCCGAGCAUCCCUCUCCUCGGCCCGCCGGCCCCCGUUCCCCGCCGUCCCCGCCGUGACCACCGGGCGCCUCCAGAGCCCGACGCGGGCAUAUACUUCUCUUGUCUUGGUUGGAUGCACAAAUCUCUGUGCAGUGCUUUUUGCCCGUUGCCUAGACGAUCACUUGGUUUCUCUGAGGAUGUCUGGUUCUCGUAAAGAGUUUGAUGUGAAGCAGAUUUUGAAAAUCAGAUGGAGGUGGUUUAGCCAUCAAGCAUCAUCUCCGAAUUCUACAGUUGACAGCCAGCAGGGAGAAUUUUGGAAUCGAGGACAGACUGGAGCAAACGGUGGGAGAAAGUUUUUAGAUCCGUGUAGCCUACAAUUGCCUUUGGCUUCAAUUGGUUACCGAAGGUCCAGCCAACUGGAUUUUCAGAAUUCACCUUCUUGGCCAAUGGCAUCCACCUCUGAAGUCCCUGCGUUUGAGUUUACAGCAGAAGAUUGUGGCGGUGCACACUGGCUGGAUAGACCAGAAGUGGAUGAUGGCACUAGUGAAGAAGAAAAUGAAUCUGAUUCCAGUUCAUGCAGUUACGUUCCAAUUGGGGAUGUACAAGAUGAUCUGUUGGAGAAAUGGACUUCCAAUAGCAGUCAGACAUUAUCAUCCUGCCAUACUAUGGAGCCAUGUUCAUCAGAUGAAUUCUUCCAAGCCCUUAAUCAUGCUGAACAAACAUUCAAAAAGAUGGAAAACUAUUUGAGACACAAACAGUUAUGCGAUGUAAUUCUAGUUGCUGGUGAUCGCAGAAUUCCAGCUCACAGAUUGGUGCUCUCUUCUGUCUCAGAUUAUUUUGCUGCCAUGUUUACUAAUGAUGUCAGGGAAGCAAGGCAAGAAGAAAUAAAAAUGGAAGGUGUAGAACCAAAUUCACUAUGGUCCUUGAUUCAGUAUGCAUAUACAGGCCGCCUUGAAUUAAAAGAAGAUAAUAUUGAGUGCCUGUUAUCUACAGCUUGCCUUCUUCAGCUUUCACAGGUUGUGGAAGCAUGCUGUAAGUUUUUAAUGAAACAGCUUCACCCAUCCAACUGUCUUGGAAUCCGUUCUUUUGCUGAUGCUCAAGGUUGUACAGAUUUGCAUAAAGUGGCUCACAAUUAUACUAUGGAACAUUUCAUGGAAGUAAUUCGAAACCAGGAAUUUGUGUUAUUACCAGCCAGUGAAAUUGCAAAGCUCUUGGCCAGUGAUGACAUGAACAUUCCUAGUGAGGAGACAAUAUUGAAUGCACUUCUUACUUGGGUCCGUCAUGAUUUGGAAGAGAGACGGAAAGAUCUCAGUAAACUUUUGGCUUAUAUUAGGCUACCUCUCCUUGCGCCACAGUUCCUAGCAGACAUGGAAAAUAAUGCACUUUUUCGAGAUGAUAUACAAUGUCAGAAACUAAUUAUGGAAGCAAUGAAGUAUCACCUACUACCAGAGAGACGGCCCAUGUUACAGAGUCCUCGGACAAAACCUAGGAAGUCAACUGUUGGUACAUUAUUUGCAGUUGGAGGAAUGGAUUCAACAAAAGGAGCAACAAGCAUUGAAAAAUAUGAUCUCCGUACAAAUAUGUGGACUCCUGUAGCCAAUAUGAAUGGGAGGAGGCUGCAGUUCGGCGUUGCAGUGUUAGAUGACAAACUGUAUGUGGUUGGAGGAAGAGAUGGACUGAAGACUUUGAAUACUGUAGAAUGCUACAACCCCAAAACAAAAACUUGGAGUGUGAUGCCUCCUAUGUCUACACAUAGGCAUGGCCUUGGUGUGGCUGUGUUGGAAGGUCCUAUGUAUGCAGUAGGAGGGCAUGAUGGUUGGAGCUAUCUGAAUACAGUGGAAAGAUGGGACCCUCAGGCUCGCCAGUGGAAUUUUGUUGCCACUAUGUCCACUCCCAGAAGCACAGUAGGUGUGGCAGUACUAAGCGGAAAACUUUAUGCAGUUGGUGGUCGUGAUGGCAGUUCUUGUCUCAAGUCAGUAGAAUGUUUUGACCCUCAUACUAAUAAAUGGACACUCUGUGCACAAAUGUCAAAAAGGAGGGGGGGAGUAGGAGUCACUACCUGGAAUGGAUUGCUGUACGCCAUCGGAGGCCACGAUGCACCUGCAUCCAACUUGACUUCCAGACUCUCAGACUGUGUGGAGAGAUAUGAUCCUAAAACGGAUAUGUGGACUGCAGUGGCAUCUAUGAGCAUCAGCAGAGAUGCCGUGGGAGUCUGUUUACUUGGUGAUAAAUUAUAUGCUGUCGGAGGGUAUGAUGGACAGACUUACCUUAAUACAGUGGAGGCUUAUGAUCCCCAGACAAAUGAGUGGACCCAGGUUGCUCCACUGUGCCUAGGAAGAGCUGGGGCUUGCGUUGUGACUGUAAAGUUAUAACUUAGUGCUUUGUUUUCUAAAUGAAGAUAUUCACUUCCUUUAUGAAUUUAGUAUAAUUGUUCUACUGUCAAUGGAUACGUUUUUAGUAAAUUUGCAAGGCCACAUUCCAGAGCACGAAGUGCCUGGUCUCUAAGGGAAGAUGUUAAAACAAGGAAGAACCAGGAUUAAAUACUUUUAUUUCUUAGCAAAUCAAAACUGCAGCUGGUGGAUUGUGAAUGUAUGUUCCUGAUAUAAAAUAUGAGGACAAAUGCACUGCUCCUGACACAACCCAGUGUUAACUGGGAAUUUCAUUUCUUUUAAUAAUCAAGCACAUUUUGCUGAUAUUAUCCACAUUUCUUUUCUUACAGUGCAAAUACCCCAGGUAAAACUUCUAAUGUUUUGCUAUGUAACUUUAUCAUACAUGAAUUAUGGUAAUUUUUAUUCAUUUGUUUACUUAACUACAACCACUGUCUUAAUGAUAUUACUAAAGACUAUGCAUUUAGCUGUUUUCAGAAAUAGCUGCAUUAUAUAUGCUUCGCUUGUGGAUAUAUUUCUAAAAUCGGCUUAGUCCAGCGAAUAAAUAAAAAUAUUAAAGAGUUAGAACAACAAAGACCAAAUAAAAACUUGAUAUGACCUUUGGGAUCUAUUUAAAUGUUCAUUCCAUCUAGAUUCACCAAGAACUCCAUGUUAUUGAUAUUCUUAAAUUAGAAUUGAAACAUGGUGUUUUGCAUUAAAUUUAAGAUAUGCAAAUUUUGUGGAGAAAAUAAAUGUUAUAUACCCUCUAAUGUUCUUUCACCUAAUUAGCAUUUAAUCGUGUGAAUUUGCUUUCUUUUAUAUCGUUAAAAAUGUUUUGAUUUUGUCUUUUUAUAUUGACAGAACUGUUUGGAUAUUCUUAUGUUCUCAGAUCUCUAUUUGCCUCCCCUGCCUUGUUUGCUAUCUUUUGCCAGAGUUAGUUAAUCCUUUGUGCUUCUUUGUAAUCAAACAGUUUGGGGGGAAGGGGCUUAUUCAAUGUUUGAAAAAUAAGUUUAAAGUGUUUAUUACCCAAAGUUUUGUACAUUUGUAAACUUUUAAUUACACAUGUGAAUGUUAAUAUUCUCAGUGAAUUAUUUAUUGUUUGCAAAAAUGCACUGGGCAGUAACAUUUUAUGAUAAAUCCUUUAAGGUAUAAGUCUUUAACUUAUAUCUUAAUAUAAAAUGAGUAUAAACUAAAUUCCCACCUUUUAAAAGUCCAUAUUGUGGUUAAUGUGUUUUUACAUUUUAUAUCAGGGUAGGCUUUAUUUUAGUUGCUUCCUUUAAAAAUUAAAAGAAACUUUUUUUUAGCUGA
This is a messenger RNA of Delphinapterus leucas (beluga whale), 3800 nucleotides long. RefSeq names its product kelch like family member 5 (gene KLHL5). The record is from RefSeq and is a predicted model, not a curated record. Gene Ontology annotation, molecular function: protein binding. NCBI's taxonomy places the organism in Eukaryota, Metazoa, Chordata, Mammalia, Artiodactyla, Monodontidae.